AUGCGCCCCCACGCAUUAAUCUUGGUGCGGUACGCGCCUGACGUGUCUAUAAAUCCAAUUAUUGUCACGUCACCGUGCCUAUUUUACCUGAGCUAUAACGCGCGCUAUGGCAGCGGCGGCUGGGCACUGGCGAGACUGGUUGUGCAACGGAUUUGCACAACCAACCGUGAGUCACCCACGGAGCUUUAUUCCAUCCCGCAGUACAUUGCUAAACGCUCAUUAUCGCACCGCGGCCAAGUAAACGGGCACACGCACAUGAAAGCAAUGGAAACACACGCCUUCCGA
Molecule: messenger RNA, 285 nt
Organism: Iphiclides podalirius (scarce swallowtail)
Lineage: Eukaryota; Metazoa; Arthropoda; Insecta; Lepidoptera; Papilionidae
Source: the annotation of a GenBank genome assembly